UGGUAUUUAGAGUAAAGAUCCCUACGAUAGCGCCCGUUUAUAAUAGCUUUUACCAAAUAAAACCAUAUGCUUCAGAUGUAGGUCUCUACCGGAAUUUGAUCCUUGACUCAUGGAGAAAUCUUCCGAUGGAUAAGGCGCAGUUCAAAGGUUACAAAAGCGGAAGACUCGUUAUGGAUUUGAGAUUUGAUGUACGUAAUUCAACCCUUCAUAACUGGUUUCAGUAUGAAAGACUGCAAAGGAACCCAUGGACUGAUCUGAACGCAACCAGCUUUAAUAUGUUUUCAUCUCUAGGAAAUGAAGUCGAUCGUUCCUUCACCAUUGGAUAUUUUGGAGAUAAUUGUGAUGAGGAUCGUGGAUGGUUGAUUGUUAUUGAUCGUCAAUUUAACUGUUCGUAUGCCAAUUUCUCGCAUUAUCCUGUCAUUCUUUAUGCCAAUUCAAAGACACAAACCUACUGGAACCGAGGAUAUGGACUGCUUGACUACAUGGCAUUGUAUAUCCACCUGAAUUAAUGGCAAAUCUAAGUUAACUGUUGCUUGUUGUGUAAGCUUCUCCGAGUUCAAUACUUAGGAAUAUUCUACGAUUUUGCACCCGCAAUUAUCAUAUUGGUCCACUUUUUGGAUCUUUACCGUUUGACCGACAGAUUUAAAAAAUAAUCUUUUGUAACUAAACACUUUCAAAUUCCGGGCACGGUUAGAA
This is a messenger RNA of Octopus sinensis (East Asian common octopus), 696 nucleotides long. RefSeq lists its product as uncharacterized. The record is from RefSeq and is a predicted model, not a curated record. NCBI's taxonomy places the organism in Eukaryota, Metazoa, Mollusca, Cephalopoda, Octopoda, Octopodidae. The coding region runs from base 126 to 509 and encodes 127 amino acids. The transcript has 5 exons.